AUGGCACAAUUGGACCGUGAGCAAGAGCGCCAUACUUUCUCCAACCACUCAUCACCAACCCGAGAAACAGAACUGCCUUUGGUCCUAGAUGAAGACCAGAUCGACGACGACAUGGACGACGAUGAAGAUCUUGCAGCCGACCUGGUUCGGUACCGGGUCCAAGCUGCCAGAACUUUAUUCCAUCAGCCGCGCUCAGAAAGCGAUACACUGCAAGUACUCAACAUCUAG
Messenger RNA from Cadophora gregata, 228 nucleotides. RefSeq lists its product as uncharacterized. Lineage: Eukaryota; Fungi; Ascomycota; Leotiomycetes; Helotiales; Ploettnerulaceae. The record is from RefSeq and is a predicted model, not a curated record. Bases 1 to 228 code for a protein of 75 amino acids. The transcript has a single exon.